AUGGCGCAGAUGGUCUUACGGAUGGCGUGCUAUCUGACAAAUCAGAAUCGGGGUCCCUUUACCCAUCGUCAUUAUCCCGGGGCGACAAACAACGCAAGCGUCAUCGACAUUACGACAAUACACACUUACACUACGGCAUCAACAGCAGUUCAGCAGCCUGGAGGCCACUCCACGUCGUUUGAGCCUCUGACUAACCAAGUACACGACACGAAGACCAUACAAGCGGAGAAGCACCGUGUCCGUACUUCGUUGAACUAUUACAAGGACCCUGGGGACGGAAGCCCACCACCGCCAACCUACGUCGGAAAACCAGAGACCUACGAAAGGCCCUCUGAGCCUCUCGAGGUAACCAUCUAUGACAUUCGAGGCGAGGAGGACAAGUAUACACUUGACGAACAAGGCUUUCAGAUCCACAAACACUCCAGCGUCGAGAAGGACUUUCUUGAUGACGAGAAGAUCAAAGCCCAGUACUACCCGGAGGUUGAACAAUUGCUCAAGGACGCGACCGGCGCAUCUCGCGUCUUCAUUUUCGACCAUACCAUCCGCCGCGCACCUGCAGACCAGCGCACCACCGAUCGCAAGGCCGCGAUCAACCUUCGCGGCCCCGUUAACUGCGUGCACAUCGACCAGAGCUACAGCGCAUCAAAGUCGCGGGUGCCACACCACCUGCGCGAGGAAGCAGACCGGCUCCUGCAGACACGCUACCAGAUCAUCAAUGUGUGGCGCCCGAUCAAGAAAAUCCUGAAGGACCCUCUCGCCGUUGCGGACGCGCACAGCGUGCCCGAGUCCGACCUCAUCCCCGUCGGCUUGAUCUACCCGAACCGUAAGGGCGAGACGCUGACCGUGCGCCCUAAUCCUGAUCAAAAGUGGUACUUCCUCUACGGCCAGGAGCCCAACGAGGUUACGCUGAUUAAAUGUUUUGACUCGAAGCUUGAUGGCCGCGCGAGAAGGAUUCCGCACACUGCAUUCAGUAAUCCCGCGCAUGUCGACGACUACUCAAGGGAGAGUAUUGAGGUUCGGACGCUUGUGUUCCAUGAGGACCAGCCUGCCGAGGAGGGUGGGCCCAGGGUUUGA
Messenger RNA from Exophiala aquamarina CBS 119918, 1074 nucleotides. RefSeq lists its product as uncharacterized. The record is from RefSeq and is a predicted model, not a curated record. Gene Ontology annotation, molecular function: oxidoreductase activity. The coding region runs from base 1 to 1074 and encodes 357 amino acids. The transcript has 3 exons. Lineage: Eukaryota; Fungi; Ascomycota; Eurotiomycetes; Chaetothyriales; Herpotrichiellaceae.